This is a messenger RNA of Rotaria sp. Silwood1, 3690 nucleotides long. The record is from the annotation of a GenBank genome assembly. Lineage: Eukaryota; Metazoa; Rotifera; Eurotatoria; Philodinida; Philodinidae.
AUGACAACAACACAAAUAAAUAAUGAAGGGCCAGAAGUUAUUGUCAAACUCGUGAAUUUAUAUCUGACUGCUAGAAUACAAUCAGACAAGCCAUUUCUUCUUCCUGUUUGUGUUCUUUUAGCUUUAUGUCCUAAUUAUAAUUAUAAUUGUGAUUAUGGUUCUUGUAAUUCACCGUCGAGCUGUUAUUGGAAUAGUGGUGGUGGAUUUAACAAUACUUUCUAUGGUCACGAAAAUGAUGUACUUAAUGUUUCCAGCGCAACAGGAAAAACUCUUACAGUUGCUGCAUGUUUCUAUGGUAUUAAUAGUGCCACUCCUGGAUGUGAUGGAUCGACAGUUUUGGCAAAUUGUCUCUCUAUGAAUGUUCAUCUACAUGUCGUACACUAUGCAAUUCGAGUUAUUGCUAUUACACAAUUAACAAUGCAAUUUUUGGUGACACCUGCUUUGGGCAGGUGAAGACAUUUUGGAUGUGUUUUACAUGCUCGUAAUUCGAGAUAGACAUAUCAAUAAUUUUGUAUAUUCUUUUAAAGUUUCUCCUUCUGUUAACUAAAAGUCUACAGUGAGAGUGUGAGUGUGAGCGUGGGCUCGCUUGCGCGUGCAAUUAUUCUGCAAAUCUUAGACCAAAUCCACAGCCCAACCACACCUAGUGGAAUACUUGUACAAAUAGGAUCAUAAUCCGCACCAAAUUCAGAUGGAAUAAACCAUUUGAUGUCUACAUCAGUUGCAGAUUCAAAUAAAGUUGUACCAAAACUAUUGAAUAAUCCUUCUCCAUCCACAGUCGAAAUUACCAUAUCUUGACCAACAAGAGGUUUAAUCAAUGCAUUUUUAUUUGAAUAAUCGACUUUGAUCACUUUAACAUAGGAUGAAAAUGUUUUUUUUCGAAUUACUACGAGAAAGAAUGCUUACAUUGGAGGUAGAAUCAGCAAGACGAGCUGACAGAAUAUUUUUAUCAGCAGUAAAAUGUUUUUUGUAAGUAUUUAUAGUCAUUUUUAUCAUUAGUCAAUCAUAUACAGCCUCUUAGUUACUAAUAUUUUUAUACUUUAUUUUAAGUCGUAACGAUGACAACACACCUCUUUGUCCUUUCUACGAGGUAGAAGUGUACAUGCGCUCGAGAUAUUCUGUAGUGUAACGUAUGCAUCAUCACUACGAACAUAUCAACGAAAAAUACCAUUUUAUCUAGAAUAAAGACAAGUGAACUGUUCCUAGGUAGCCAUCAAAAAGUUACUAUUAGUAUAGUCAGAUAACUCUCAAAAAAAUACAUCGAUUGAAUCGUAAAAGUUCCAGUAUGAUAUGCAACAACAAUUUCUGAUUAUCCAUCAUGAUUCAAAUCAUCAUCGAUGACAACAAAAGGAACAGACUCAUGCAUUGCGUGCUAGUGAAAGAGUUUAUUAUCGACCUUAGAAGAUAUGAUAAAGGGAGAGUCAGAUAAAGAGAUAUACUUGAAGAAAAAAUCCUCAGAAACAAACGAAAAAACAAAUGCACACAAUAAAAAAAAUCAAUGUGGUAGGCCAUAGAACAGAAAUUUUAAAAAGAAAGGCGACAUUCAAUGAGAGUCCGUAGUUGUGGGUGUGGGUGUGGGGGAGGUGUGUGAGUAUGGGUUGAAGACGAGAACAACAUCCACACCCACACCCUAACAUACACAUCCGAAAAGAUUAUCAAUUGAAAUCAUUAUCCUCUGCUUCUUCAUUCUCAAUUUCAUAGUCCUUCAAGACCUACUGUUCUUCAUUGCGAGUCGGGUCGUAUACCUAACCGGCCAUUCGAAGAAACUCAACAGUAGGAUCCAAAUCCAACGUACGACAAAGCUUCAUGAACAUGUAUUUGACCAAAUGAGAUGGGAAGGAGUCCUUUUUGCGAUGAUAUUGUACCAUGACGAUUUUUGCAUGUCUCCAGGAGCUUUCGAUGGACUUGGUACAUGCACCAGUUUCAGAAUCCUUGAAAGUGAUCGAAUGAUUAACCUUCAGAUGUUUAUAGCUCUCAUCUCCCAAACUGUCGUACGAGUCUCAACAAUCGAAGAUGAUAGUAGUUUCUGGGAGGAUCCAGUCCUUGAUUAUAGGAGUCAAUGUGACUGCAUCUCUAAAAUGUUAACAACUUAAUAUCAGAUUAAUAUACUAGAACUUUUAAUUCGUACUAAUUUAUCUCUCAAAAUAAAACAAACCUUUUCUCAACUGGAUUCAUCACAACACGGUCGGUUCCUCGUUCAAACAUUCCAAACACCCAUUAGCCUUCGACUCGGUGAUCUUUGUAAUACUUCCUGCGUCCGAACUUGGAUCCAUCAAUUUCCACUUCAACUCCAUGGCCACCUAACUUUCGCUUUUUAAGAAUGAAAGCAUCGUAAAUCACUUCCCGGCAAAAAGAAGUCCAAUUCACAGCAACCUUUUGGGAGAUCUCUGCUUGCAAUUCUAAAGUACAAACAGUUAAACGACGCAAAACAAACGAAUCAGACAUGCAAUUAUUGGUUACCAAUAAUAUUCAAACCAACGUUCAUAACCCACAAAUUCACGAAGACCAAGAUUUGCCAAAUGGAUAAGUGAGAUCGAGCGAAGAACGUUCCUUUGCGAAAUCGUGCUUGAUAAGUGCAUCUCUUGUUCUCCCACUUCUUUUUUUCCAAUUUCGCCCCUCAGUUUCAAACCAAUUGUGGCAACUCCAUCGCAUCAAGUCGAAGCGGCCUAGAACAUUCAGGGUACAUAUAGUUUGACUCCUCAGGAAUUAGAUUCCAUUGUUGCAAUUGUCGGACGAGAGCUUCCUUCUCUUUACACACAUCGAGAGUUGAUCGAAUAUUGAGCGGCAUAUCUUAAGGGAUAAUCAAAUAUGAAAAACUAAGAAAACUCUUUUUAAGCAAAAGAACAAUUUGAAUUAGGACGAAAUUGUUGAAACGAAACAAAAUUUGAUUCAAAAAUUAGGUAAGGGGACCAAACACUUUUGAAACUUUUCAAUGGUCUAAAAUGAUGUCCUGAUGAAUGGCGGCCCAGUUUUUUUUAGUUGUUCUAUCGUUUUCUGCGUAUAAUAAAAUCCUAGAAGUAGAAAUGUUGCAAAAAGAAAGGUGUUUACGUAAAGCAUACUUAUGCCGAAAUAUCUAGUAUUUGGUAUAAUAUUUAGUGAAGAUCUGAUACGUUUGAUAGAAGAUCGAAUAUUUUUUUCAUCUUUACUUAUUUGUUUUGUUCAUUUAGAGGUUUUUUUAGCAUGAGUGUUAAAACAACAAGUCUCUCGUGAUCGACAAGUAUUGAUGAAACAAAGGCAAUCAUUUGAUCGUCAAAUGUCAAGACGAAAAUUGAAAUUGGUGAAGAUUGAUUAUGUAUUUCGUCGAAUAAGAAUCAAGCUAUUAUGUUAUGUUCUCUGAAUUUUUUUAGGAAUAUAUAUUUAAAGAAAAAACCAGUCAAAAAGAUUCUUCAUGCAAUUAUAUUAAUAAGCCGAUUUGAUGCGUGUUUUAAUUAAUACAGCAAAUUAUGAUCAUGAUCAAGUUAAGGGGGGGGGAGGGGGUCCUGUCACCCUAAGUGCCCAUUUUUAUAGGCUCAUUAGAUAGAGUAUACUUUUUUACAUAUAUUCUAGAAUUUUUACGUCAUUUGGUUCAAAUUUGACCAAGUAAUGAAAUAUCAGAAAAUAUAGGUUUUAGUCAAAAAUGGGUAUUGGUAUUAGGUCCGUGUUUUUCAAAUCGUGAAUACAAAAUAAAAGAAAAAUAUAACUAUUUUUAUACCA